This is a messenger RNA of Marasmius oreades (fairy-ring Marasmius), 622 nucleotides long. RefSeq lists its product as uncharacterized. The transcript is spliced from 2 exons. NCBI's taxonomy places the organism in Eukaryota, Fungi, Basidiomycota, Agaricomycetes, Agaricales, Marasmiaceae. Bases 128 to 493 code for a protein of 121 amino acids. The record is from RefSeq and is a predicted model, not a curated record.
CGCGAGACGACCAGAACGCGCUCAACCUUGGGAACUUCCUCCAGAGUCCCCUACCACGCCUUCUGCCUUCACACCCAGCGCGUUAGAGCACGGUCACAGUUUCCUCCGUGCCGGGUUAGGAAACGAAAUGCGAAUGAGGAUGGGUUUCGGAAUUACUCCUUUCUCUCUUGACACUCCCGGCGCUAGUAUUACAGGAAACCCAUCCCUACGGACUCGGACUCGGACCAGUACUCAAGACCGCAAACCACUGCCGCAACAGGCGUUUGCUGCUCUCACCCCAGAUUUUCACAACAAGAGUCCAACUUUGCCUCAGGAGAAGAAAAAGGGUUGGCAAGGAACCAACAAAGACCGAAAUGGAAGCAGUGAUAUUUCGUUGGUUGAUCUGGCGACUCCGGAGCUGUUAGUCGAUCAAAAGAGCGAAGUAGUGGAGACGCCUCGACGACAACUACCACCGAUACCUCCGCCCGCAUUGCUUCCUAGAAGACCAGUUUAGGACUCGUCGGCGGUAGCCGGUACUUGUUUUCAGUGGAUCCCAUCACUCCAAGACGCUAUUUAUUAAGUUAAUCAUUCAUAAUUUCGUAUAAUGUCUAAGUAUGAUGAAGAAGCCUUGUCCUGAUGAACG